Molecule: messenger RNA, 4998 nt
Organism: Monomorium pharaonis (pharaoh ant)
Lineage: Eukaryota; Metazoa; Arthropoda; Insecta; Hymenoptera; Formicidae
Exons: 8
Coding region: 576-4994 (1472 amino acids)
Source: RefSeq, a predicted model, not a curated record
UAAGGCUUUGGUGCGCACCAAACUUAACACGCGUACUAAGGUUUUGACGAUGUAAACUAAGCCAAUGUUAAACUGGCAGAAAAUGGAAACAUUAAGCAAGAUCCCAAUGGUAAAAGAUGAGGAAAGAGAGAGACAGAAUGAGUCAUUCGUCGCUGUUUUAUCAACUUCUUGCAAAUUACCAAAUAUGUAUUAAGAAAAUUAACGCAAAUAAAGGCUGAAUUAGUUUCAUAAACAUAUAUAUUUAUGCAGGUAAUCCUGCUAAUAUAUCCUCAUAAUAAGAUUAAAAGUAAUCAAUUAAAAAAUUUUGUUUUUGCAUGAAACAGAACCAAAUAAUCGUGGAAUAGCGUAGAAGAGACCCAAAAAGUCAUGCAUAUUAUCUACGGGAUUCGUGGAUAUUUGACUACAUAAUUGAAUGUACACAUUUUGUGCACAUAGAGGCGCUGAUGGAUGAAAACACCUAAAAAAACGACGGGAUGACCACUCUCAGGUUCCUCUCUGGCACUCUGGCGCUGCACGAAACAAAUGAUUAAGUUUUCAAUUUAAAUUUAACCGUUUCGCUUCUCAGGCUGUACGAGAUGAUUCCAUAUAAAUCUAAGAGAAGCGAAUCUAGACGUUCAUCGAUACUUAAACCACGUAAACCACGGCAGCCAUUACAAAAUGUAAAUUUUGAUUCUUCAUCCAAUGAAAACAGUCCAGCUGUAUCAAAAGUCAAGAGACGUGUUAGUUUUGCAGAGAAAAAGCAUGUUAAAGAGUUUUGUCAUUCUACUGAACAAGGGACUGUAUGGGAUAAUACGUAUGAAGAGCAUGAUUCUAGUUUGAAAGGAUCCUUUGUGCUUGAUCAGAGUACUGAAACUAAGUUGAAAAAGAACACAUUGUUAUACACCUCUAAUAAUGAUUGUAUACAUAUUUAUUCCAAAGGUAAUUUAUGUCAUUCAGACAAUGUCUAUUUAGCAAAUAAUCAGCUCUUGCAAGAAUGUGUCGCAAAAACUAAUGAAAAAGAUAAUGAUGUAAGCAAUAAUUUAAAUUUUACUAAUCCAGUAAAAUCUACUGAAUUAUCUAACACAUCUCAACUUGGAUAUGCUGCAUUGCCAAGUAAACCUCGCCUGUCUAAGGAUGCAGCAUUGAGCGUUACUAUUGUAUACAGUGACUUAGAUGAAGAAUGUAUGGAAUUACCUGAUAAAGAAUUUCAAUCUAGACAAACUGUAAUAAAUACAUCUAAAAAUAUAAAAUCGAGCAAUAUUACUAUAUAUAGAGAUUCCAAUGAAGAAAAAUGUGCCGAUAAUAUUGCUAAUAAAAAUUUUGAUUCAUAUUUUAAAAAUAUUAACACUGAAUCAGAUAAUACAUGUGUCCAGGAUUUGUCUAUGGAUUUAACAGCACCAAUACCUGCAUUUUCAUUAUCUUCUUGUUUACAUGUGAAACAAGAAAAGAAACAGAAACAUAAUAAUAUAAAUAAUUUUGAUACAAAUUAUACUACUAAUUGCAAUAAUAUGUCAAUGGAAAUUACCGAGACUGUGCCAAUGUUUGUAAAGUCUGAUACUUGUGAUUUUGGAAAUUCUGAACAUAUUCCAAUGAUAUUGCAAAACUGUAAAGAUAUAAAUUGGAAUGCUGCAAAUAAUCCUAACACGAAUUUACAAUCCAAUUUUAUUUCUAAAAAUAUUUCUAAAUGUACACUAGGUGUAAAUUAUGCCAAUGACUCAAUGAUAUUAACAUCUGUAAUACAGCCAUUUAUAGAUGUCACAGAUACUAACGUAUGUCAUAUGAGUAAUACAACUUCUGAUAUAUCAAGGAAAAUGACCAUUACAUCGCCUAAAAUAUAUAAAAAAAAUGUCUGUAAAGAAGAUAUAAUUAAAGAAAAUUACUUGAGAAAAGAUCAAACUGAUAAAACUGAAAUUUUUAAUGAUGUAUUGAUGGAAAUGACAAAAUCCAUAAGUACUAUAUUGCCUUCAAAUGUUCACACUAAGAAGAAUCUUAGGAUGAAUGGACCAAUAUCUAAAAAUGAAAGAACUACAAUUUUUCAUAAUGUAUCCAUGGAAAUGACUAACACAAUAUCGACAAGAAACAAGCAAGAUAUUACUACUACCUCUGAAUCAUUAUCUAAAGAGAAUGCACGUGGUAGAAAGGAUGUAAACACAUCGACCUACUUUAAUGAAGGAACUAGAACAUUAUGUAAAUCUACGGAGUUUACUGAAAUUGUUCCCACUUCUCAAGAAAGAAUGCUUCAUACUACACAAUCUGUAAAAAAUCCAUGUGAAAAUGAUAAAGAUGAUAGAAUUGAUUCUAAUGGUGCACCAAUGGAAAUAAUAAAUUCAGUAAAUAUAUUACCUUUAAAUAUUGAUAAAGAAAAUCUAAAAAUCGUUGAAUCGAUAUUGAAAGAUGAUAAGACUAUGUUCUUUCAUAAUGUAUCUAUGGAAAUGACUAAAACAAUAUCGACAACAACAAGUAAACAAGAUGUUAUUGCUACCUGUGAAUCAUUAUCUGAAAAGAAUGCACAUGGCAAUAAGGAUGUAAACACAUCGGCCUGCUUUAACGAAGGAACUAGAACGUUAUGUAAAUCUAUGGAGCUUACUGAAAUCAUUCCAGCUUCUCAAGAAAGAAUGCUUUAUACUAUACAAUCUGUAAAAAAUGUGUGUGAAAAUGAUAAAGAUGAUAGAACUGAUUCUAAUAAUACAUUAAUGGAAAUAACAAAGUCAGUAAAUAUAUUACCUUUAAACAUUGGUGAAGAGAAUUUAAAGAUCAUUGAAUCGAUAUCGAAAGAUGAUAAACCUAUGCUCUUUCAUAAUGUAUCCAUGGAAAUGACUACUGCGUUGUCAUCAAGAGACCAAGAAAAAGAAGUUACUCAAUUAGUCACUUGUAAAUCUAAAGAGGAUACAGAUGGAGAAAGAAACAAUUCAGUUGAAUUUAAUGAAGGCACCAAAUUAUUGGACAAAUCUAUGAAAUUUAUCGAAGUAGUUCCGAUUUCUUUGCACGACAAGAGAACAUUUAAUACUACUAAUACUAUCUACACUACACAGUCAACAUCAUUUUCCCAAACAUCGGAAACAAUUUCAUUGUUCGCUAAAAAUUCUGUAGAGAUAGCAUAUCAACCUGAUACAACUGCAAACAAAACAAUUCAAGAUAUAUCAAUGGAAAUUACUGGAGUACCAUCAACAUUUCGUCCUAUACAAGACGUGAAAGUAAAUAAAACAGACAAUUCAAUCAUUUCUAAAAAUAAUGGGUCCCAAAGUCUAAUGACGAAUAAUUCAACAAAAUCAAGGGAAAGUGUAACAAAAGAAAACCUUAUAAUUUCAAGAGAAAUUAUGGACUCAGAAACAGAUUGUAAUUCUUAUAUAGAAGUUCGAUCUCCUCAGGAAACCGAUGUAUCUUUAUAUCCAAAUACUAACACUAACUGUAUAAGUGAUGUAGAACAUAAUGAGUAUUUUGUAAAAAAUACAGUGGAUCACACGCAAAUAUCUAACUCAAAUCUCAGGAACAGUCUAAAUGAGAUUAAUAAACAUAGUUUCAAAGAUUUGCCAUGCCUGAAAAACAGUUUCUUAGAGUUACAAUCAAUUAAACCACCAUCGUUUGUAUGUUUGGACAGCGACGAAGAAGAAGCGUCCCACGAAAUUCAAUGCAAACCUCAAUCGUCGACCGUUGCUGAUGUGCCAGUCAAUAAUACUUUCAAUUGUUUAAUAAUAGAUGAUUUAACAAAGUCCAACUGUGUAACAAGUUCGAGAGAAAAUAUCGCAGAUGAUUAUUUUACCAUUUUAAGAGAAAAUGAGGAAACAAUAAAUACUGAAUACAAUCAAGCGAAAGAUGGUUACCAAAGCGUUAUAGUAGAUAAAACAGAAGAUAAUCAAGGAAAUAAUCACCAAACAAUCACAGAAACAAUUAUUGAUAACAAUGAAUCAAAUUAUUGUACGACAAAGAAUAUUAAUGAGGACAAUGUAUUAUCAUUGACUGUUAAGGAUGGAAAGGCUGUAACGAUACAAGAUAUUAAUCAUUGCACAUCAUUAAUUAUCAAAGAAAUUAAUACAAUGGAUGAAAAUCAGAUAGAUGAAAAAGAAUAUACUCAAAAAAGGAUAAACGAAGAUGUAAAGCUGCAGAAUAAUAUUAAAAAGAAAGGAGAAUACUUGGAUAAAAAAAUAGAAAUGUGGAAUGAUCAUUUAGAAGGUAUAGUAAUUGAAAAACAAACAAAUUUUGAAGAAGGUAGACAAAAUUUGAGUGAUGAAGUGAAACAGCAAAGUAUGAAACAAAAAAAUGAAUGUGCAACAGAAGAACUCGUAAUGACGCAAAAUGUUAGCAUGAAUGAAGAUAUUAAAAACGAAUCUUUGGCCGAACAGGAUCCGUUUUUAACAUUAUCGCAAAAAUUAGAAACUCUUGGCGCAAGGGAUGAUUGCAUUUGGCAUAUUUAUUAUAAGAAUAUCAACAGGAAAAUGAUCGUUUUUGGUUUCAUGUCAAAUUCAUUAUUGGUAGCGACCUUCUUAUCAUAUGAUUUUAAUAGCUCCGCAGAAGAUUUGAUUGAAAGAAUCAAGAUUAUUUCCCGUCUUGCAGAUGAUGCAGGAAUACUAAUAAAGAUAGUUCACAAAUUAAUUCUGGAGAAAAUAAGUGCAGAAAAACUUACAAAUGUGUACAGGACUCAUCAGGACAUCAUUCCGAUGUUAAAUUUUCUUUCGCAGGAAGUAAAACUAGCGAUGGAUUUCAUGUUUGAUUUGAGGCGUUUAGACGAUCUAAACUUAAUGGAGAUUGACCAAAAUGAAAUUACAUUCGUAUCUCGUAGCAAACGAAUGGAUAUUAUAUUGAGAGUUACAAUCAAAAUUAAACGAUUUGAUAAACUUGGUCCAAAUGACAUCAACUUGUAUUAUCUACUGGGGAAAAAUAGAAUAAAAGAAAUAGACAUUAAAAACUUAAUUAAAAACAUAAAAAAGGACCAUAAGUUCCUAAGGAGAUAUAUGAAUGAUGUCAAGGAUUACAUUGAUAUAAUGGAAGAGACUUUUAAACCUAAUAAUCGAGAAUGAAAAA